Mitosporidium daphniae is the source of this 526-nucleotide messenger RNA. RefSeq lists its product as uncharacterized. Lineage: Eukaryota; Fungi; Microsporidia. The transcript has a single exon. The annotation marks the transcript as partial. The record is from RefSeq and is a predicted model, not a curated record.
AUGAAGGGCCUCAUAGAUGCAUUUGCUGAGUCAUUUUCGCACUCUGAGGGAAAUGUUCAACUCUAUAACUCUGUGUUAGAGAAGAGCGAGCAGUUCUUUCACUACUCCGAGUCCUUGGCUAGUCCUGACCCAUUACUUGGUAAGGGCAUAACUUUACUAUUUUCAGAAAAAUACCAUUUUAUUUUAUCAUUGAAGGAAAAGCUGCAGCAUCUCGCAGCCCAAUACAAAGACUCUCAAUGUAAAUUGAGAAAUCUCAAUGUCGAGCUUAAUUUUAUGAAAAAAAUACGAGAAAACCGCUGCUCUGGCUUUUUCUCCGAAUUUAUAGCGCAACUUGAGCAGAUUUACUCGGGUAACGUGUCUCCUAUUGAUGAAGAUUCGUUUGAAACUGGCAUAGAAUGUUUAAAACAAGAAUAUAUUCGGCUUAAGGAGGGAGCCGUUUCUCUGGAUGGCAGUAGUCGUGAUUUCGAAUCGUUUCAAAAGCUUAGUGUGGAUUUUGUGCAGUUUUAUUUUCUAAUCUGCUCAAGUU